GAAAAUACAAUAUUUUUGCAUUGUUUUUAAAUUGUGUGUUUAUUAUAACAACAAUAUAACAAUGGCAGAGAAGCAAGUAAAAAAUAGAGUGUGUAUUAUUGGUUCAGGAAAUUGGGGUUCAGCAAUUGCUAAAAUUGUCGGUCGCAAUGCAGCAAGGCUACCUAAUUUCGAGGAUAGAGUUACUAUGUGGGUGUAUGAGGAGAUGAUUGAAGGGAAAAAGUUGACUGAAAUAAUCAAUGAAACUCAUGAGAAUGUCAAGUAUUUGCCCGGCCAUAAACUCCCGCCUAAUGUGGUUGCUAUUCCGGAUGUGGUGGAUGCAGCUAAAGAUGCAGAUCUUCUAAUAUUUGUAGUGCCACAUCAGUUUGUAAGGACCAUAUGUUCAACAUUAUUGGGUAAAAUUAAGCCAACAGCUGCUGCACUCUCUUUGAUAAAGGGCUUCGACAUUGCAGAAGGUGGUGGCAUUGACCUUAUCUCUCACAUUAUCACAAGAUGCCUCAAGAUACCUUGUGCGGUAUUAAUGGGUGCCAACAUUGCUUCCGAAGUAGCGGAAGAGAAGUUCUGUGAGACAACUAUCGGUUGUCGCGACGUGAUGUUAGCUCCAAUGAUGCGGGAUAUCAUACAGACGGAGUACUUCCGCGUGGUCGUGGUGGAUGACGAGGACGCGGUUGAAAUAUGCGGAGCUCUUAAGAACAUAGUAGCGGUGGGUGCUGGCUUUGUGGACGGUCUUGGCUUCGGGGACAACACGAAGGCGGCUGUCAUCCGGCUCGGCCUGAUGGAAAUGAUUAAAUUCGUGGAUGUAUUCUACCCGGGCAGUAAGCUCAGCACUUUCUUUGAGUCUUGCGGUGUCGCAGAUCUCAUCACUACGUGUUAUGGCGGCAGAAAUAGGAGAGUUGCGGAGGCGUUUGUGAAGACGGGCCGAUCUAUCAAAGAACUGGAAGAUGAAAUGCUGAACGGACAGAAGCUGCAAGGGCCCAUCACCGCGGAAGAAGUUAAUCAUAUGCUGGCCAACAAGAAUAUGGAAAACAAAUUCCCUCUUUUCACCGCUGUAUUCCGUAUCUGCAGAGGAGAACUCAAACCAAGCGACUUUAUCGACUGCAUCCGCAGUCAUCCCGAGCACAUGAAACCGCUGACGCCCAAAUGUUCACUGUGAGCGGGAUGAAGAGUCAUACAAAUUGUUACACGCAAACAUCGCCUACACGCCUACAUUUUUAUCAAGCAUUUUAAUUUCAGUCAUUUUUAACAACUUUGCAGGUUGCAUUGAUAACAA
This is a messenger RNA of Papilio xuthus (Asian swallowtail), 1267 nucleotides long. It is a transcript of the gene Gpdh1, whose product is annotated as Glycerol-3-phosphate dehydrogenase 1. The transcript has 9 exons. Gene Ontology annotation, cellular component: cytosol. Gene Ontology annotation, molecular function: NAD binding; protein homodimerization activity; glycerol-3-phosphate dehydrogenase [NAD(P)+] activity. Lineage: Eukaryota; Metazoa; Arthropoda; Insecta; Lepidoptera; Papilionidae. Gene Ontology annotation, biological process: glycerol-3-phosphate catabolic process; carbohydrate metabolic process. The coding region runs from base 62 to 1150 and encodes 362 amino acids. The record is from RefSeq and is a predicted model, not a curated record.